This is a messenger RNA of Linnemannia hyalina, 4455 nucleotides long. NCBI's taxonomy places the organism in Eukaryota, Fungi, Mortierellomycota, Mortierellomycetes, Mortierellales, Mortierellaceae. The record is from the annotation of a GenBank genome assembly.
AUGGCAUCCUCGGACAGCCAACACCCUACACCAACAACAACUAAUGAUCGCGACUACCAGACAUUCCGCUCACAUGGCACACUCGUCCGUCUCAAGGCCCGGGCAGGUCAUCUCAUCGCUUCAGUACCCCCCAGCAAAUACAUCUUUUGGAGCGACUUGCGAGUCGCCUUUCCGGGGAUACUGCGUGUCCAACAUGAGGAUAUCAUUGUCACCUAUAUGAGAGACGACAAUGAGCGGAGGAUCAAGCCAUUUCGGAUAGAGUGUGUUCCUGGAGCGAUUCUCGAUGUCGUCUACAACCUCUCGCCUUCAAUUUCUCGCACAGUCGCUAAUGCACCAUCCAAAGUCGAUUCUAUCAACAAGUCAGCUGAUUCAAAGAGCACCAAGCAACAGCACGGACAGGACAAGAAGCAGGAACUAAAUAAUACUCUGGACAUGACAGGCCCUUCGCAUUCGAAUCACUCAGCUGCAGUGCCCCAGCAGUCAUCGUUGGUCUCAGUCGUUCAGCCCAUCACCUCCAAGACCACAACAACACCUACAACAAACUCCAUUGACAUCUCCCAGGACACGGCGAUAUCGACCAUCCAGGAGCAACCGCCGCAGCAACCAGCGAUGCUAGAGUCCCCAGCAAUAUCAUCUCCGUCGCUAGGGACUUGUGCAGACUCGGAGGACUAUGAUGUGGUUGGUGAGCAUUCGACUGAUCUGGAUUCCAUCGAGGAGAUCGCGCACGAAGUCGUGCAGGAGCAAGGGCAAGAACAGGAGCAAAGGAGCGGCAGCCCACAGGAUACAUACAUUUCAAGUCAGUCGGAUACGCCGCAAGAAUCGCACUCAUGCCCGCCAAAACCAGCGACAACCCCUACUCCUUCAAUACACAGAGUUGCAUCCUUCAAAGAGCAGGAAAAGGCGACAGCUACAACCUUCCUGCAUACCUUAGUGCCGCCAUUAAAAGGACUCGCCAACGGUAAUGGUGACAACACGGCCGACAAUAGUAACGAAAACCUUCCUCCUGCGACCAAACGGAAACGACAAAGUCUUCUUCAACUCCUUCUCUCCUCCGAGCCACCCGAGGGUUCUGACGAGGCGACAAAGGCCGACUUUGAGUCGAUCAAAACGGAGCUCCUCACAUGCGCUCAUCUAUUUUACGCGUACCUAAAAUCGACCACCGACUACCAGAUCUUGCAGGCCGAGAGACGGGGACGGAUCCUGUUUGCGACCCUUCUUGGACUCAAGCUACGGAUCCCGUUCGGUCAUCCUCUCCGCAUGCAGUAUGAGGCCGUGAUUAAGGACACCAACUCGACCAGGAUGCUGUUCAGGAAGAUGCGUCCCGAGUUCCUUCAACCCAAAGCGGAUCAGCUCACCGGCGUUCACUAUGGCGUUUUCCAGCACCUGGACCCCAAAAUGUUUGUCAUCUUACCGAAAGGAGACAGCGCGGCAGCAGGAUUCCGACUUUAUUUCCUCUGCGAGUGCUGUCAACUCACACAGCCAGAUGACGACGAGGCGACCCGGGUGGAUAAGAAACGGAGGAGAUUUCCUCCUCAUCAGCUUCACUUUACUCUGCAUGAGGGCUACGACCUACUGUACAUCGAGGAGUUUGUCGCGCGCUUCGGUUACCACAUGUGGGUGAUUCUUCAGAUGCUGGCGUUUGGAUACAAGGACAACGGAGUCGCCGUCCCGCCGAUGAACAAAGACUCGCCCAUAUACAAAAAAGUCCUCUGCGCUAUCAGCUACAUCCAGAAUGAGCCGGACUCAGGCAAGGUGGAAGGAAGCUGGGACUUUUCUCGCGUCAAGGACUUUUACGCUCCCAUCAAUCUGGACAAGGAAGGCUCGGCCGGGACGUUGUUCAGGAUCAUUACCAGCGAGGGUUAUGCCAAGUGGGUUUGCUUUGACCACUACAAGGAGCGGUUCCCGGAGAACGAUUAUAAGGUCUUGCAGGUGGUCCUGAAGCGAUUCUUUUACAACGAGGCAUUGGGGGCUCUUUUGGUGUCGCUGUGUUCACGGGAGGAGGCGUUGAAGUUCUAUGAGGCGAUUGUCAAGGCGGAGAACUUGCAGGAACUCGGCCUGGAGCUGGCCUGGCAUGUGAAUGAGGAGGAUAUCGCCGUUCUGCAGGCGACCAUUCUUCGCACCACUGCCGUGUCGAUCAAGCUCUUUGUCCCUUUCGAGCAGCAUAUUGUUCAAGGCCCCAUCAACCUCAAGGAGCCCUGUCGAGGCGUCGAUGUCAAUGAUCCCAACUACAUCCUGGGUCACUUCAAGACCAAACUGAUCAAGCACCUUGUCGACUGCCGGCGAAUUCAAGGGUUCUACAUGGACAUCAGUGACCCAUCCGACCACCCGGACACCCAAGAGUCUCUGGAUCGGCUGUUCAUGAACUCGCGCUCCUUCGCGGACUGGGACCCGGACCGGAUGAACCCCGCGUUGUGCGACAUGGUCAGGACAGCAGGACCCAAUGCCAAGACCAAACUCAGCUUCAACAGUCCGACCCUCGAGCGUGGGUUCCAUUUCAUGAACAAUGCGAUCAAGGGCGACGUCGGUUUGGUGAUGCUCAAGGCCAUGGUCAGCUACAACGAGCAGGUUUCGAUACGAUCAGGCAAGGACGAGGCGCGCAAGUCGAUGCGCAUCCAACGGUGGUCCAACAGCACGCUUCGGUUCGCCAACAAGCUGGAGCGACUCUGGUUGGAAGUCCACAACCACCAGGAACUCAAGGCUCUCCAGCAGCUCAUCGAGUUGAACCCUUGCUUGAGAAAGCUGCGAGUGACAACGGAGACUCUCCAGUUCUUCAAGGUCUACCAGGCGAUCAAGGCGACCUUUGCUGCGGUAGGGCCUUCGCGAGUUCCCAAGAAAGUUGGCUUGAGAGACAAAGCGGACAUGAGUCUCACCUGGUCGGAAACAACUACAGAUUCCGCAACAGCGGCAAAUGGAACAACGACAACGGCCGCAGAGGAAACAAGCACAUCGACUUCAUCGACUACAGCCCCUGAGGCAAACAGGAUCCCAGCACAGCCAAUGUCGCUUACUUACUCUAGAAAGUCGAGCAACGUCUACACGGUCUUGAUGUUCUUUGGGUACAUGCUCACGUACUUGAAGUGCCUCGAGUUUUCGAACCACGACGCCAAGACACUGGAGGCCUGUACGCGGUCAAGGGGAUCACACCUAGCCAGUAUUCAGAUCAAUAUCUUGGGGCUUGAUAAGAAGGGGUACGAGGACCUGACCAAGGUCAUCGAGCGAUCCCAGGUGCCUAUGUCACAACUGUCAUCUCACUUUGCGGUCUACUUGUCACCGGUCGAAGGCGCCAAAGCAGAGUGGGAGGAGGCGACGCAGUUUCUGGUCAGGUUUGGAUCAAGUGUCGAUGAGCUGGUGUUGAUCGGAUCCAUGGACGACGGAGAGCCGUUGGCGACGUUUUUCCAGACUAUCACGCCCAAGGUCCUUCCUUUCCUAGAGAUUCUGGUUGUUGUCGGCGCGUUGAGCAAGUCGAUCAGCGUAGGCAAACGAGGCAUCGGCGCCUCUCUCCCGAAGGCGGUGGCGACCUCUGGAUUCGUUCUCGGCAGCCCUCGUACCCAAAACUGUGUCAAGUGGUCCCAGGCCGCGCGCCAGUUCUUGCCAUGGCUUCAGGCGUUUGUCUCGGAACUGCGGCUUCACAAGCUAGGGGUGAACCGGUUAUUGCUAGAGAGCUCGGAGUGGGUGGCGUUGUUGAAGAAGAUUCAGUUUUCGGAUCUGGAAGAGUUGGAUCUGUAUGCCUCCAGGAUGCCAUCGGAGGUGUUCCGGAACCUGGCUUUCUUUCUUCCCAUGCCACACAGCAGUACCAACAAUAGCAACCUCAGGACCACCGCCCCAGCUGCAGCUGCAACUUCGACAACCACCACCGAUAUUACGACCGGCAAGAGCAACGAUAUUGGCAAAUCGGGCGAGACAACCUUCGAGACCACGGAUGCAUCAUCGGACACGCUGAACGAGGAGUCACAGUUGUCGACAGCAGUGUGGGAUCGAUCCAUUAGCAUUGCGACCACCCCGACGUUGCCAGAGCAACACCCGUGGGAAAUGCUUGGCGAAGGCUUUUUGACGCAGCGCAAGGACUAUGCGGCCUACAAGGAGGCGAUUGAUAUGAAGAUUGGCGAUCGGACCGAUAUUCAUUACCGACGCCUUGAAGCCCAGUUCCAGGCCAAGUCAUCCCAGGAUGUUGUUACUACUGCCACUGAGAGUGAGCCGCCAUCAGUGAUCGAUGUCUCUACUACUACAGUUACGCCUUUGGCAGCUACCACCGCUACUACGCCCUCGAGUACGUCAAGUGCAGCGUCUGCGAAUGUGAGCUAUGGUUUGCUUAGGGAUUCCAAAGGACAGGACAAGGUGAAGGAUCGAGCGAUUCGCAAGUUCCGGAUGCCAUGGAUGCUGACACGCAAUGCGGUCGAGCAGGCCACUGUGCAGCAUGCCUUGCGGACUAGACUGCGCGGGUAUGAGGUGGAGUAG